CAAAUUAAUUAUCGUUGUUGAAAUGUAUCAAUAUUCCCCAGUCUUAGUAACCCCUUUAUAACCUUCCUUUUAUUUAACUCAUCUUAUAUCGUGCAAAUACUUCAUUUGUCAUGUUCAUUAGAUAAGCUUGAUUCUAAUUAGGGUGUGCUCUGACUUUAUCUAUUACAAGAAUAGCACGUAGUUGAUCAUUUGGAAGGUCUAUUCCUUCUAGAAAUCUGCCAAAUUAAGAAGCUAAUAUAAUAAGUGGUUCCUUAGCUUAACAUAUCUAUUCGAUUAAAUAAAUUGAUUAUGUUUAUUCUCUAUCAAACUCAGAUGAUGCACUUUCAAACAAGAACUAGCUAUAUUUCCACGUACUUUACAACAACAAAUUUUAUUUCUUGAUUUCUACAAUCUUAAACGAAGAAUACAAAAUUAAUAUAUUAGUCUUUAUGUCGUUAUUUUUGAAUGUUUCAAUCAUUUAAGCGGCUAAAUCUAUUUCUAGAUGUUCUCUAUAAUCGCUUAGUUAUUGUACACUCUAAGCUAAAUCAUAACACUUCACAUUCAGCGUAGAUUAUGGUAAUUCAUUCAUUAAAUCAAUUUCUAUUAGAUUUCUUUAUCGAGAUAGCUAUUUAGCGAAUACAUUUUUAAUUGUACUUAAUUACAAUUUAGAAGCAGUCAUUAGAAUUAUAUUUGCAGCAGAAUUUAAUAAUUCGAAAGUCUCUUCUGUAUCAUAUUCAGUCUAUAACGAUAAUUCACACCAAAAGAACUUAACAACUGACUUUUCAUUACACAUAACCUCAAAGUUACAAGUGCCGGUUUAUUAGUAGUACUUGAUAACGCUUUUCAUAAAAUAUAUUGAAUGUUCUGUGUAGAGAUUAUCUACCACAUCAAUUCCUUUAAUCUCAAAGCUGUCUUAUUAUUCUGAUUCCA
This is a messenger RNA of Ichthyophthirius multifiliis, 909 nucleotides long. RefSeq lists its product as hypothetical. NCBI's taxonomy places the organism in Eukaryota, Ciliophora, Oligohymenophorea, Hymenostomatida. The transcript has a single exon. The record is from RefSeq and is a predicted model, not a curated record.